Messenger RNA from Setaria italica (foxtail millet), 2060 nucleotides. Its product is annotated as protein NRT1/ PTR FAMILY 5.7. Gene Ontology annotation, cellular component: membrane. Lineage: Eukaryota; Viridiplantae; Streptophyta; Magnoliopsida; Poales; Poaceae. The transcript is spliced from 4 exons. Gene Ontology annotation, biological process: transmembrane transport; oligopeptide transport. Gene Ontology annotation, molecular function: transmembrane transporter activity. The record is from RefSeq and is a predicted model, not a curated record. The coding region runs from base 103 to 1827 and encodes 574 amino acids.
CCAAACCAAGAACUAGAUAGAUCAUAGAUAGAUCAAACAAAACAACCCUCUCCUCUCUUUCUCUCUUGACGACUGGCAAAUAUAGGAAUCGAGAUUGACUUCAUGGAGAAAAGCUUGAGGGUUGGUUCCAUGGAGGACCGCCGGGAAUGGGUACACGACUCCUCCGUCGAUCACCGCGGGAGGCCGCCCUCCCGUGACGCCACCGGCUCGUGGAAGGCCGCCAUGUUCAUCAUCAUGAUCGAGUUCAGCGAGAGGCUCAGCUAUUUCGGGAUCGCGACGAGCCUGAUGCUCUACCUCACCAAGGUGCUGCAGGAGGAGAUGAAGGUCGCUGCCAAGAACGUCAACUACUGGACCAGCGUCACCACGCUCAUGCCCUUGCUCGGCGGCUUCCUCGCCGACGGAUACCUCGGCAGGUUCUCCACCGUCGUCUGCUCCACCGUCGUCUACCUCCUGGGCCUGAUGGUCCUGGCCACGGCGCAGCUGUCGCCGAGGCUGACGCCCAACCACUCGCUGCGGCUCCACGAGACGCUCUUCUUCGUCGGGAUAUACCUGGUGUCCGUCGGCACCGGCGGGCACAAGCCGGCGCUAGAGAGCUUCGGCGCCGACCAGUUCGACGAGAGCCACGCGGCGGAGCGGGUCCAGAAGAUGUCCUUCUUCAACUGGUGGAACUGCGCGCUCUGCUCCGGCGUCCUGCUCGGCGUCACCGUCAUCGUCUACGCGCAGGACCGCAUCGGCUGGGGCGCCGCCAGCGUCGUGCUCGCCGCCGUCAUGGCCGCCUCGCUCGUCGUCUUCCUCGCCGGCUGGAGGUUCUACCGCUACAGGGUGCCGGAGGGCAGCCCGCUGACGCCGCUGCUCCAGGUCGUCGUCGCCGCCGUCAGGAAGAGGCGCCUCGCGCUGCCGGCCGACGCCGGCGAGCUGUACGAGGUCAAGCCGCAGAAUAUCAAGAAGAGGCUGCUUUGCCACACCCACCAGCUCCGGUUCCUGGACAAGGCGGCCAUAGUGGAGCACGACGGCGGCGAGGACGCGGCCGGGCCGUGGCGGCUCGCGACGGUGACGCAGGUGGAGGAGACGAAGCUGGUGCUUGCCAUGGUGCCCAUCUGGGUGGCGACGCUGCCCUUCGGCAUGGCGGCGGCGCAGGUGUCCACCUUCUUCAUCAAGCAGGGCAGCAUGAUGGACCGGCGCAUGGGCCCGCACUUCGUUCUCCCGCCGGCGUCCAUCUUCGCGCUGUCCGCCAUCAGCAUGAUCGCCACCGUCGCGGUCUACGACAAGGUGCUGGUGCCGUUCCUGCGGCGCGCCACGGGCGGCGAGCGCGGGAUCAGCAUCCUGCGGCGCGUGGGCAUCGGCAUGGUGCUCGCCGUGGUGGCGCUCGCCGUGGCGGCCGUGGUCGAGCGUCGGCGCCUGCUGUCCCCCUCGCCGGCGUCCAUGUCGGUGUUCUGGCUGCUGCCGCAGUUCGUGCUGAUCGGUGUAGGCGACGGGUUCGCGCUGGUGGGGCUCCAGGAGUACUUCUACGACCAGGUCCCCGACAACAUGCGCAGCCUGGGCAUCGGGCUGUACCUGAGCGUGAUCGGCGCCGGGAGCUUCCUGAGCAGCCUGGUGAUCACGGCGGCGGACAGGGCGAGCUCCCGCGGCGGCCACGCCAGCUGGUUCGCCAAGGACCUCAACCGUAGCAGGCUCGACCUCUUCUACUGGCUACUGGCAUGCAUCGGCGCUGCCAACCUGGUGUUCUACGCGUUGGUCUCCACCAAGUACUCGUACAAGACCGUCAGCGGGGCCGGCAAGGUCGGCGUCGACAAGUCCGGCGACAUCGAGUGCGCCGCCGCCGCCUAGCUGAUCGAUCGAUAGCUAGCUGGAGAUCAUUAGCGGCUGGUAAUUCGAUUUAUAAGAUGUGUAUGAUAAUGUGUACUAUGUCAUCAGUUAUCGUGUGUGUCACUCUAGCUAGGGUACAUGUCGUCUCAGUGUCACAAGGAUUUAAUUAGCUGGGAUGGAUCGUUCGUGAACUCGCGUGUCGUGGAAUGUACUUGUACAAGUGCGGUUUGGUUCGUUGUAGCGGCGAUUUACCA